GUGUAUUCCAGGUGACAGGUGCUGGAGGUUCACCUGGUAACUUGUGGCAACUGACAACUGGAUGUGGUUUUGGUCCCCACCAGCACCACCUGCCUCAGUAUUGCGAAGGAUACCACUAGAGCAGCAGCAAGCGUUUCUCUCAGGAAGAAAUAGUUGAAGAAGCAGCGGAGGAUGUUGUUGUGGUGGUUAUUGGUGGUGGUGCUGGUGGCGCCCCUGGACGCUCAGGUCAAGUUCCCGGGAAGCAGGCCAGGAAGCAGACCACCAGCUCAACAAGGUGGCUGUAACUGCGUGUUCCUUGUGCGCUGCGCUCUAUACCUUGACCAGAUCCAGCAAGGCUGUGACCUGGGUGGUGGUGUUGCAGGGGUCUGCUGCCCUGUGUCUGCUGCUGCCGCUGGUUCUUCAACAGGAAGCGUCACCACCAGGAGGAUUUUCUCCCCUGCAAGUGUCAGUGCCAGUCUACCAUCUAUGGACUCCGCCAAGAUGGCGCAGUCGUUCAGUGCUGGACUCAACUUUGCCAACACUAUUAAUCAAAUCGAAAAGAACCUUAUACAGAACUCCGUCGUCCUGCCAGUGUUCUCGCCGGCUGGUCAACAUCUUCGAGUCUUCAUCAUUGACGAAGGAGCAAAAAUAAUGGAUCGCAACGCCAUGGCCAUUAUCACCGCCUCUAAGCAACUAGUAGAUGAUUUUACUUUAACACGGAAUCAAGGAUCAUUUGGUCUGAGGAACAUGCCGGUGAGCGGUACAAGUCUUGAAAGCUUGUGUCCUCAGGUUCCCACCUGCCCCAAUCCCAACUCCAAGUACCGUACUGCUGAUGGAUCUUGCAACAACCUUGCUAACCCCAUCUGGGGCAAGAGCAACACUCCCAACCAGAGGAUCUUACCACCAACUUAUGAUGACGGAGUGUUUGAACCUCGCUCCAGAGCAGUUGAUGGCGCUCCUCUCCCCAAUGCACGUCGUAUUAGCAGUAACGUGUUGUUAGACGUAAACCAGCCAGAUGAGUCGUACACCUCGUCCCUCAUGGUGUGGGCACAGUUCAUUGACCAUGAAUUUGCUCAUGUUCCUUUCCCUACUAUGGAUAAUGGAGAAGGAAUUCAAUGCUGCCCCAAUGGAACACUGGUAGCCCCAGCCUUUCGUCAUCCUAGGUGUUUGCCCAUUGAUCUUACUGGUGACCCCUUCUAUGGUCCCCAAGGCAGAACCUGCAUGAACUUCGUCAGGAGUAUGGUCGCCGUGGGCGCUGGAUCAGAAUGUGUCUUUGGCUAUGCUGAGCAGCUGAAUCAACUUACACACUGGAUAGACGGCUCUGUGAUAUACGGCUCCACUGCUGACCAGAUGCGGAACCUAAGGGCAUUAAGGAACGGACUCAUGAAGAUCUCUGGUAACAACCUCCUACCCAUCAACAGCAACCAGGGAGGAGACUGCGAGGCUCGGGAACGUGGUGCUCUCUGUUUUACAGCAGGUGACUCACGAGUGAACGAGCAGCCUAGCUUGACCGGUCUUCACACCCUGUGGGUGAGACAACACAACCGUGUAGCAGGAGAACUUCAGAAACUGAACCCCCAGUGGUCAGACGAGGCUGUCUUCCAGGAGACCCGCAGGAUCAUUAUUGCCCAGGAACAACACAUCAUUUUCAACGAGUGGCUCCCCAUCAUCAUAGGAAAAGACUUUAUGAAAGCCUUUGGUCUGAAUACACUUUCAUCAGGCUUCAGCAACGACUACAACCCCGGCAUCAACCCCAACAUGAACAAUGAAUUCUCCGCAGCAGCCUUCAGGUUUGGACACACCCUGGUGCAGGGAACUCUUCGAUUGUUUAAGACAAAUGGCGGUGUUGACACCAUCAGGCUCCGCGACCACUUCAACUCUCCUCAUCUUAUAGAAUUAGAAAAUCGACUGGACGACAUUGUUCGAAGCUUCACCCAACUUGCUAUACAAAAGUUUGACUCGUUCAUCACGCAGGAUUUGUCGAACCAUUUGUUCCAGACUCCCAGGUUUAACUCUGGAAUGGACUUGAUGAGUCUGAAUAUUCAACGUGGCCGCGACCACGGCAUCGGCACCUACAACAACUUCAGAGAGAUCUGUGGUCUGCCACGCGCCCGUACCUUCAACGACCUCACUGAUCAGAUCAAUCCUGAGAACGUUCAAAAACUGGCCAGAGUUUACAAGAGUGUUGAUGAUAUUGACUUCUUCGUGGGUGGAAUCACUGAGAGGUCUGUCCCUGGCAGUCUCCUGGGCUGGACCUUCCUCUGUGUCGUGGGAGACCAGUUCGCCAGACUCAAGAAGGCAGAUCGAUACUUCUACGACCUCGCAGGACAACCAGGCUCCUUUAACGAAGCUCAGUUGCAACAGAUCCGUCUUUCCUCUUGGGCCAGGAUCAUGUGUGACAACUCCAACGUUGACGCCGUCCAGCCACUCGCUUUCAGGCAGACCAACAGCAGAUUUAACCAACCAGUGCCAUGCAACAGUGCCAACAUCCCACGACCUGACUGGACACCUUGGCGCGGGGAAAGAGCUGCUGCCUAGCUCUGAUGGGCUCUAGCCCAUCAAGUUAUUCUUAUGGUUCCUUUCUUCUAGCUUCUUUGAUAGUUCCUGUCAUGAGUAUCAACUCUUCUUAAUAAUUCCUUGCUCUUCUCACGGUUCCUUGCUCUCCUAAUAAAUCUUACUUCCUCUGAUAACUCCUUGCUUUAGCUUUUCUGAUGAUUGUUUCUCUUUUUAUGGCUUCUCACUCCUAGCUUAUUUGAUAGUUUAUGGCUCUUAGCUCCUUUAGUGGCUCCUAGCUCCUUUAGUGGCUCCUAGCUCCUUUAGUGGCUCCUAGCUCCUUUAGUGGCUCCUAGCUCCUCUGAUGUUGCUUACUCUUGUUAUUGGGCCAGUUUAUUGUGCACUACCACCUUAAUUUUUGAGUUCUAGUCUAUUACGAAUUAAAGAGCUCACAGAAGGUUUUCAUUGGACUCCAAUAGAUAAAAGAUAUUUUCUUUGCAUAUUGCUGAAUUACAUGUUCAUUGGUUGCAUUUCCAUUAUUUAAUAUUCCUAUACAAGUGAUGAAAGGAUAGACAUAAUCCCAAGAUUUCAAAUAUUUUAUUAAUAAACUGAAAUUUGUCA
This is a messenger RNA of Cherax quadricarinatus, 3093 nucleotides long. Its product is annotated as salivary peroxidase/catechol oxidase. The record is from RefSeq and is a predicted model, not a curated record. Gene Ontology annotation, molecular function: peroxidase activity; heme binding. Gene Ontology annotation, biological process: response to oxidative stress. Lineage: Eukaryota; Metazoa; Arthropoda; Malacostraca; Decapoda; Parastacidae.